AUGCUCAUAUUGACUCAAAAUUUCAGUAAGCUACGAAAUUUGAAACAGCGAUGCAAGUCGAGCAGAACAACAGCGGCUACUGCUCGUCGACGACUAUCUACUCAACCUCAAAAACUCAAUAUCACAGUACCUACACGGCUACAACAAUUGGACAGUUUAGGUGAUUCAAUUAGACGACACUACGAGGUGCAGACCGAAUUCAGAAACACUUUUACUGUAUAUAAUAAAACAAGUGUUCGAAAUCGGGAUGAAGAAGAACAACUAGAAGAUUUCCACCACGAGGCAGCCGACUUUCAAGACAUUGUGGAGCAGAGCGUGCAUAAUGUGCCCCAAGUCGGCUCUAUAGUUGAGAUCGCUCAACCUGAUGGUCCACGAGUGGGCAUAGUGGUCCAGGAUCUCGGAGCGAGGUUCGAUGAAAGACACAACCAUGUUCUCGUGCUCACUGCAGAGAAUGAGAUUGUCAAAAUCAAACCCUUGGAUGUAAAUUUCCAUUUGCACAAUGUCAUACCUCAAGCACAAGCAGCAAGCUUUUUUGAUGGAAUACUACGAGAUCGACACAACUUGCACCGUGACGAGCGGAAACGGAUCAUUCGGUUCCUCGAUAACUAUAUUCACGACGUUAUGCUCAACAAGAGGCGAUUUGCCGAUUCGCUCCUGUGUACGUUUAGCCAGUUUGCAAGAGACGAGAUUGCCGCGAUAUCGCUCAUUGACGUGGUGAACUCAUUGAAACUAAGCGGCUCUGAUGUACUCAAGUUCUCGCUGUCGUACCGCCAUCAGUGCGUCCUACUUCAGAGUCUACAUUGGAAUCUUGUCGACUCGCCCAUGUGGCUUGUUCCAAACUGCUUUGACUUCAAAGUGUCGAACUUAGUAAUGUGGCAACAUUCCAACAUUUUCUCGUCAAGUUUGGGAUAUUUUGUCAAUUCGGAACAGAAUUGGCACAGUAUCUACCUGUUUUUGCAGAGCAUGUCACGAGAUGACACGGUUGCUCAAAUGAACGAGUUCAUUGCAAAAGUGAAAUCAAUGACCAAAGAUCAAGUCAAUGUCCACCUCCGUGUGUUUGAAGGACGGCAUUUUAGACAUUUCCUCAAUGUGUUAAAGUUUGCCGUUAUAUACCCGCACGAUUCAGUUAUUGCACAACUCCGUAAACUAGAUGUCUUUGGUCAAAAUUGCUCACCUUCAGCCAUCUAUCAGCUUCUCGUGGAUAUGAAAAUAUACUCGCCGGAGCGGGCGAUGACCGAUAUAUAUUUGUCACUGGGCCUCUUUGGUAACACAGAACAGCUUAGUGUAACGGAAUUUGAUACUUUGGACAGAACUUCACUAGUACCACCACCACCUAAACCACCAUCUCCAUCACCAUUAUCGCUAUUGUCUACUGUUGAUAAUUUUCGACACUUGAGGACAGCGAAAAAGUACUACAAGGACCAUGUCGUAUAUGGCUUCGUGGACGAAGACAGUAGUUAUAACAAAGACGACGAUAAUGAUUCUAACCUAAGUAGCAGCUUUGCAGUGUCGAUUGAGACCUUAAACUCGAGGAAGCACGUGAUCAAUAUACAUGUACCGGACGUCAUCACUCGCGUUAAACCUUCGAGUGAUACUUUCAGGAGAAUUGUUGAUGGGGACCGCAUACAAAAAACCGUUACUGGUCUUUUCAAAGGAGCUGCAAAAAUUGGCGAACUUUAUCCAGAACUGGCCGCGGAAGCAAUGAAGUUUCGCAAUUUUGAGCAAUUUAGUAGAAAUGAGGAAAUCUGGGAAGGUGGCGGCUUUGAGAUUGAAUCGCAAAACAAACUCCGCUUUGAGAACUUGUCGGAGGUCACUUGUUUAACUAUUUCCUUGACGUUUGGUGCUUCCGAAUUGAACCCAUUUGCCAAAAUAGAAGGAAAAGUGUCAAUGUCGUUUGACUCGUUGACGGGGGUGACUUUGAAGAAUGUAGGCAAGCGCACUUUACAGAAAUGCCUCACCGGUCAACUAGAGUCACCUUUUUUCAAUAUUUUAAGCAUGCAUAGACGCUCUUCAGAAAAUCAGUCGCUCUUGAACAAGGCCGAUAUCCAUAAUUUGAACCACAUCAACAGCGCUUUAAAGACUUUUUUCAAGGUGAGAGACCAUGCGGGAUCGAGUUCAGUGAAGCCAACUGCAGCGGCUCAAUAUGCCUCCGAUGUGAUCAAAAGAGUCUUUAGACGAUCUGACCGGUCUCAAUCACUCAUAAGCUAUCGCUCACAAGAGGCAGCGUCUUUUCCUCAAGCCGAGUUUAUGAUUCACGAAUUGAAAUUGCUUGCAAAUCAUUUGAGUGCUGUUUUCUGCGACAGCACUGAUGUUCCUGCGUUUCGGCAUGUUCAAGAGGUUGAUGAUGCAAACAAGUACAACUCGGACCGAGUCAUUGUCCACCACGACAACAUCAUGAUCCCAGCUUACGAUUCUAGGAACUAUGAUCAAAGCAUCAUGGCUAAGAAUGUUGACGGCUACAUCUCGCCCAAUGCCAAAGUAAUUUCAUGCAAUUAUCUACUGCCACAAUCUAUCGCAGUGCAAGCAUUCACGGGAAACACUCCGCUCGGCCUCAACAAGGGGUCCGUUAACUUGGUGGAUAUCUUUACCUCGGGAGAAGUGCUACUUAACCAGAUGCAAAUAUUGGGAUAUGUGCAGCAGUGGUUUACUCGGGAAUCAGCAUCACGGAGGGGUCUUUUACAGCACGUUAAAAUGUCCAACCACUUCAAGGGAGCCGGGUACACGACUAGUGGACCCAUGAAACAGGCGGACAUGAACGCAAUGGUUCCCCUUUUGCAAAAAUGCAAAAGUUUGACGUUUUGGGAGCUGAAAAUCAAGAGGUUUUGGAUUUUGGCGCGGUUGCAACAAGAGCGGGCGAGGCGCCAUGAUGAUCAUCUCGUGGUGCAACAGUUCACUUGCAUAGUUACCCACGUAGACGAUCAAAGCUUUGGAACGCUCUGCAAGGCGUAUUGUUUGGAGUUGGAGAUUGAAAUUGACGUUUUCUGGCAACAGGAAGGUGACGAUCCUCGCAUCGGUGCGACGCUGGUCUGCGACGAGGUCUUGUAUUUAAAUCCCAUUUCCGGUUCAUGUCUCGUGACAAAGAGCUUGCGAGUGUGA
This is a messenger RNA of Lodderomyces beijingensis, 3096 nucleotides long. The record is from the annotation of a GenBank genome assembly. Lineage: Eukaryota; Fungi; Ascomycota; Pichiomycetes; Serinales; Debaryomycetaceae.